GUUUUGAUUCAAUGAUGUCAUGUUUAGAACGUUGCACUUAAAAAUAUCAGUUUUUAUUUUCUGUAAGACUAAACAAAAAUUUAUGAAUCUUUCUAGAAUUUUCUGUGUGCUCAAGUUUUAUACUUUUUGAGAUCAUGUUUUCUACAUGCCUGCUUAAUUUUUCAAAAAAUUUCCAAGCUUUUUAAAAGUUUCGGCUUUUUCAAAAAAAUCUAAAACCUGCCAGCAAUCACUAGAGUUUCCCAAAAUUUUUUUUUUCGGAAAGUUUUCAACUGUUCUUGAAAAAUGUUGAGAAGUUUUUCGAAAUGUCCAGAAAAAAGUCCAGAAAUCACUAGAAAUUUUUUGAAUCAAUAAAAAAUGUGAAAUUUUUUACAUUCGAUUUUUUGACGCAUGAUAAUGGAUAUCGAGAUAAUAAUCAGAAACAAAACUCCUUUUUCGAAUUUAAUAAUUUAAGAAAACAGAAAAAAACAGACGACGAGUGAAAUUUAAGCAAAUGACAACCCAUGUUCUACAUGUUAUCACUGCAAAACUUUACUUUCAAGGCUCCUGUUUUCAGAGAUUUUUACACUAAAUUCCCAGGAGCAUGUAACAAAUGCUUCAGCAAUUUUGAUACCGCGGAGCUCAUGUUGGAGCACAAAAGCGAGAAGCAUCCAGGAUGGGAACACGAGGAGAAACCAAAAGUUUAUGCUGACGAUGAAUAUACCUUCUAUUGCCAAGAGAAAAUGUGUUAUGGAGCAUUUCUUUUGGAGCAAGACCUUAUUUAUCAUCAACAAAAAGUUCACCCCAAGCAGCUCAAAACAGAAAAUGUAAUUUUCUGCAAUAAAUGCAGUUAUGAAUAUUUCCACGAAACAAGCAAGUUUUUGGCUCAUAGCCAACAACGGCACGACGGAACAGCAACGGCAGUUCCGAGAAUGAUUAAGCACAUCCCGUCAGGUGGCACAUCUCUCCUACCAUGUGAAAAAGAAAGUGACGUGAAAACUGGACACGCGGAGAAAGACGACGACACUGACUCCUCUUUUGAGAUUGUCUAAACCUAUUAUUUUCAAAUCCACUUUUUGAAAAAUUUAAUCUUUAAUCAUUCUAUGAAAUAGCGGGGAAUUUUUUUUUUCAAAAUUCAAAAUUUGCCACUGAUUCCGAAUACCUAAUGUAAAAAAUCCGAAAAAAAAAUUACUGCUAUUCUAUUCCACGCGCUUCAAACAUAACUCCAAUUCGUAACUCUAACAAGCUUAAAUGAAAACUCUCGAAAAUAAAUAUUGUAUAAUUUUUUGUCAUAUAUAUUAGGGAUCCAUAUCGUUUUUUAAAAAGUUUUUUAAUACGAUUUCAUUACUCAUUACUAUAAACAAUUUUUGUCGAAAAUGCUGGCGAGUAAAGUUGACAUUGACCCCAAUCAAUUUUUCCAAAUAGAAACUCGAACCAAAACCAAGUUCAUAUGAGGGAAAUGCAAAACCAAAAUACGAAGACACUUCUUCACAAAUAGGGUACUUUCUACUAUAAAAUAGCUCUGUAGAUCUUACACUGGCAAAACGUUCCUGUUCCGACUAUUUUAAAAUUUAUGCCACUAUAAAGUAUUUGUUUACGAUGUCACAGAGCUGAACCUUCACUUUUGUCUUUUCUGUAAUAUAAUCUCAUUUUCAGGUUUAAUUAUGAAUUGUAAAAAUUUCUAAUUAUUCUUGUCUAUCAGCUUAUCAUUAUUAUAUAUUUCUAAUAUUUAUUUGAUUUUUGUCUAUUUUCUAAUCACGAUAACUAAAUCGUAAAUAAAUAAAUAAAUCACUCGUCCUUCUGAAAAAAAAGCGACUCAAAUAAAUUAUCCUCACAAUUAAAUACGUUUUACUGUGUCGUGUGUGUAUGUCGCGUCAACUCACCACGCCUUGAAAAUGUAGCGUUACUAUAUUUGUAAUUUAGUAUUUCUACGCAAUUUGUUGAUUCCGUCCACCGCUUCAAGUGAUCUUACAACUUUCAAGUCAAUAAAAAAUCACGUCGUUUCAAUUUAAAAAAAAAACGAAUAGUCACGCCAACUCUCACGCCGCCGUAAACUUGCCAAGCCAAAACAAACCUCAAAAACAUUAAGAAACCACCCCAAUUCGUAUUUAAAAAAAAUAGAUUUCAGUUGCAUGAGGAAAGUUUCUAGGCUAUAGGCAAAUUUGAUGAAGACAAAUUUUCAAUAGUUUUUGAUGUUGCAAUUAUAGGAUCCUUUCCAGAAAAACCGUUUUGAAAUCAGCUAUAGAUAAGAAUUUAUUUUUGGGCAAGACUUUAAAUCAAUUCGCCGUGUCCGGCUCGUGUUCGAGGUGUCCGUUUUUAUCGACUUUUUGCGCAUGCCAGGCUAUGUCUUGAGUGGCAUCUGUUUUGCUGUUCAAUCUGUCGCCUCCCGUUUCUAAAUGAUCUAUCUCUUUCAUGGCACAUUCGUGGUGGACCACCUAACGCGCGGCCAGUAUGUGUGCUCAUUUUUAUAAUACCACGAUGAAUGGAUGCUGCUUGUUAAAUAGAAGACUGUUAGCAGCUAAGAAUUUCGAGACAGUUGAGGAUCUUGAGGAUCAUGAAUUUGAUCGGAAUGCGGAAGGUCACCCAAAUCAACCUGUGCGGAUCUACGGAUAAUUUGUAAGGCAGAGCAAAAAAUACUUAUUAUCAAUUUUUUUGAUUUUCUCAAAAACUGGUCUAGUAAUUUUUUAACAAAAAUCUUUAAUUCCGGUAUUUCAGAUUUUUCAAAUUAAAUUUUUUAAUUUCAAUUUUCAGAAGCCCUUUUCUCACUUUGAAAUCUCGUUCUUAAAUCACGAUUUGU
Molecule: messenger RNA, 2773 nt
Organism: Caenorhabditis elegans
Lineage: Eukaryota; Metazoa; Nematoda; Chromadorea; Rhabditida; Rhabditidae
Exons: 5
Coding region: 2428-2589 (53 amino acids)
Source: RefSeq, marked reviewed